AUGCUAUUCUAUUUUCUAGGUUUUAUAGACAAUAUUCGUCGGAGAAAGCGAAGGGAGCUCACUCCUGAACAAAAGCAAGAAAUAUGUGAGGCCUUUGAUCUUUUCGACACUGAUAAAGAUAAUGAAUUGAGCUAUUAUGAAUUUAAAGUAGCAUUAAGGGCUUUGGGUUUUGAAAUGAAGAAGCCGGAUGUCCUAAAAAUGCUUCAAGAUUACAAUAUCAAGGAUGAAUCUGGAAAAUUGCGUUGGGAAGAUUUUAAUGAAAUAGUUACUGAUAUGUUACUAGAGCGCGAUCCCACCACCGACAUAAUUCGGGCUUUUAAAUUAUUUGAUGAUGAUGAUUCUGGAAAGAUUACUUACCGCAACCUUAAGAAAAUUGCUCGCGAAAUCGGUGAAGCUCUUAGUGAUCAGGAGCUUCGUGCUAUGAUAGAAGAAUUCGAUAAGGAUGGCGAUGGGGCUAGUAAGAUACAUGACUCUUCUGUUUAA
Protopolystoma xenopodis is the source of this 483-nucleotide messenger RNA. The record is from the annotation of a GenBank genome assembly. Lineage: Eukaryota; Metazoa; Platyhelminthes; Monogenea; Polystomatidea; Polystomatidae.